UCGACCGGGCGAUUUUGGUUAAAAUAUUCAAAAUGGCGGACGGAGGAGCAGCGAGUCAAGAUGAGAGUUCAGCCGCGGCGGCAGCAGCAGCAGACUCAAGAAUGAAUAAUCCGUCAGAAACCAGUAAACCGUCUAUGGAGAGUGGAGAUGGCAACACAGGCACACAAACCAAUGGUCUGGACUUUCAGAAGCAGCCCGUGCCUGUUGGGGGAGCAAUCUCAACGGCCCAGGCCCAGGCUUUUCUGGGACAUCUCCAUCAGGUCCAGCUCGCUGGAACAAGUUUACAGGCUGCUGCUCAGUCUUUAAGUGUACAGUCUAAAUCUAAUGAAGAAUCGGGGGAUUCACAGCCGCCAAGCCAGCCUUCCCAGCAGCCUUCGGUGCAGGCAGCCAUCCCCCAGACCCAGCUGAUGCUGGCUGGAGGACAGAUAACUGGGCUUACCUUGACGCCGGCCCAGCAACAGUUACUGCUACAGCAGGCGCAGGCGCAGGCACAGCUGCUGGCCGCCGCGGUCCAACAGCACUCCGCCAGCCAACAGCACAGCGCUGCCGGGGCCACCAUCUCAGCCUCCGCCGCCACGCCCAUGACGCAGAUCCCCCUGUCGCAGCCCAUCCAGAUCUCCCAGGAUCUGCAGCAACUGCAGCAGCUUCAGCAGCAGAAUCUCAACCUGCAGCAGUUUGUGUUGGUCCAUCCGACCACCAACUUGCAGCCAGCGCAGUUUAUCAUCUCACAGACGCCCCAGGGCCAGCAGGGUCUCCUGCAAGCGCAAAAUCUUUUAACGCAACUACCUCAGCAAAGCCAAGCCAACCUCCUACAGUCGCAGCCAAGCAUCACCCUCACCUCCCAGCCAGCAACCCCAACGCGCACAAUAGCGGCAACCCCGAUUCAGACACUUCCACAGAGCCAGUCAACACCAAAGCGAAUUGAUACCCCCAGCUUGGAGGAGCCCAGUGACCUUGAGGAGCUUGAGCAGUUUGCCAAGACCUUCAAACAAAGACGAAUCAAACUCGGAUUCACUCAGGGCGAUGUUGGGCUCGCUAUGGGUAAGCUGUAUGGAAAUGACUUCAGCCAAACCACCAUUUCUCGCUUUGAAGCCUUGAACCUCAGCUUUAAGAACAUGUGCAAGCUAAAGCCACUUUUGGAGAAGUGGCUCAAUGAUGCAGAGAACCUCUCAUCUGAUUCGGGUCUCUCCAGCCCAAGUGCCCUGAAUUCUCCAGGGCUGGGAAUGGAGGGCUUGAACCGUAGGAGGAAGAAACGCACCAGCAUAGAGACCAACAUCCGUGUGGCCUUAGAGAAGAGUUUCUUGGAAAAUCAAAAGCCUACCUCGGAAGAGAUCACCAUGAUUGCUGAUCAGCUCAGUAUGGAAAAAGAGGUGAUUCGUGUUUGGUUUUGUAACCGCCGCCAGAAAGAAAAAAGAAUCAACCCACCGAGCAGUGGUGGGACCAGCAGCUCACCUAUCAAAGCGAUCUUCCCCAGUCCAACCUCACUGGUGGCAACCACGCCAAGCCUUGUGACUAGCAGUGCGGCCACGACCCUCACUGUCAACCCGGUCCUCCCACUAAGCAGCGCUGCGGUCACAAGCCUGUCUGUCACAGGCACCACAGACAGCACCUCCAACAACACUGCCACCGUGAUCUCCACCGCGCCGCCAGCUUCCUCCGCAGUCACGUCCCCCUCGCUGAGCCCCUCCCCGUCCGCCUCGGCCUCCGCCUCCGAGGCAUCCGGCGCCAGCGAGACCAGCACAACGCAGACCACCUCCACUCUGUCCUCUCCUCUCGGCACCAGCCAGGUGAUGGUGACGGCGUCAGGGUUGCAAACGGCGGCGGCCGCUGCCCUCCAAGGGGCCGCGCAGCUGCCGGCCAACGCCAGUCUCGCCGCCAUGGCCGCCGCCGCGGGACUGAGCCCAGGCCUGAUGGCGCCCUCGCAGUUCGCAGCUGGAGGUGCCUUACUCAGUCUCAAUCCAGGGACCCUGGGCGGUGCUCUCAGCCCGGCUCUCAUGAGCAACAGUACACUGGCAACUAUUCAAGCUCUCGCUUCUGGUGGCUCUCUUCCAAUAACGUCACUGGAUGCGACUGGGAACCUGGUAUUUGCCAAUGCGGGAGGAGCCCCCAACAUCGUGACUGCCCCCCUGUUCCUGAACCCUCAGAACCUCUCUCUGCUCACCAGCAACCCAGUGAGCUUGGUCUCCGCCGCCGCAGCCUCCGCAGGGAACUCUGGGCCUGUAGCCAGCCUCCACGCCACCUCCGCGUCCGCCGAGUCCAUCCAGAACUCUCUCUUCACGGUGGCCUCUGCCAGCGGGGCCGCCUCCACCACCACCACCGCCUCCAAGGCACAGUGAGCGGGGCCGCGCGGGGCCUGCCACCAGCCUUUGCCACCUGCCGCGCGAGUGGCCUGCCAGCCAGGCUGAGACUGAACAAUGUGAUUGGCUUCCUCUUGCCAUGUUUCAACAGCAAGCAAGGGAGAGAAGGGAGAAAAGGAGAAAAACGCCUACCAGAGGAAAAAAAAAAAAAAGGAUGGAGACAGGACAACAUUUGCCUAAUUUUGUAAUAAAACACUGUCUUUUCAGGAUUGCUUCAUGGAUUGGAGAACUUUCUAACCAAAAAUUAAAAAAAAAAAAAAAAAAGCAGAAACAAAAAAUCAAAAACAAAAACAUAAGUGAAAGGACUACUUAUCAUUUCCAGCAGUCAUGAUGACAAGUUAAGGUGGGUUACCAAUUCCGAUAUAGGAAGGGGAUUUCUUGUUUGUCUAAAUUUCUUUUUUUCUUAAAAAAAAAAAAAUCAUUUUUAUGGGUCUGUUGUACAGGCCAGUAAGUCAUAACAAGGUGUUUAUAAUCGUAUCAAUUGUGUUGGGGGUUCCUUUCUUAACUGGUACAAUUUAGGCAGGCCUGUAUUACUGUAUCUCUAUUAUUAUUGUUGUUGUUGUUAUUGUUUUUUAUAUAUAUAUAUAUAGUUUGGACAUGUUUAUCUCUUGCUCCUGGAUCCUACUUCAGUGAGCUCCCACACUGUGGGGAGGGAGGGUUUGGGGGUAAGGGGAGACUUACGUUCUUAACUGCGGGGAAUGUUCUUGCUGGUUUCCUUAUCCUUGAUGACUCUUACAGAGGUGCUAGAAAAUUAUUUUCUUUUGCCACUUAUGCAAGAGGCUUGGUGCAGAAGCUGAUGGCAGUGUGUGCAAACACUCCCGCUCCACACACGCCCCCUCCCCCAUCAGGUGGUGCCUUCGGAGCACUUUUGUGUAGGAAGCAAUUCCUGCUGAACUGUAGCUCUCACUCACCCCGGAUCAUUGAAUGACCCUGAGGCCCAGAUCCUGCGGUGCACCGGGGCGGCGUCUGCUGUCCGUGGAGACGGCCGCGUGUGUCGCAGGGCAGGAUCUGGUUCCGAAGAGCAAAGACUACUGCAGACACCUGACUUGGUGGUUCUCCUGAUUCCCUGUCUCCUGAGAAAUGCUCCUACUGUUGGUGUGUUUGUUUGUUUGUUUCCAUUUUGUGAAAGUUUUUCAUUCAAACUUCCUUUCAUUUACUUGGCAAAGAGCGAAUUGACUUCUUGAAAUCGGGAAGCUCCUCCCUUCUGUUGUGUUCUGAAGGAACUCCCCUAGACUGUUGCCAUCGAGUCUGUAUCCCCCAAAGAGGUGUGAUGGGAAGAGUCUGUGGCUCCCACCUUUUCCGGUGGCCGCAGACUUCCUUUUCACUGGACGACGUGUAAAUUCCUCUAACCUUAAGACUCUCCUUGCUUCCCUGACUGGAGAAUGCACUUACUAGCUGGGCACGGGGUCUUAGAACCUUUGAAGGACUUUGAGCAGGAACUUUGCACACACCUCAAGUGUCUCCUUGGUUUAUUAGUGAUGCUCCAGCUCGGUAGGUCAGAACGGCAAUACACGUCUCGCUAUACGCUGUAGAAAGUGAUUAGCUUCCGGAAUUGUUUUCAGGGUGUUUCUAGACGAUGUAAAUGAGCCCGUCGAAAGGAAGAGUUUAUGGAAGUAGAUGAAGAGGAAUGAGGGUAACUUGGAAAUUCAAUUCCGCUUUGUGUCAGCGUACUAUUACGAUGUUUUGUCUGUACCAAAACAUUUCCCGGACGACUGGAUCACUGCGUUGCGGCUCGUCUGAGCCCCCUGCUCUUAUUGGAGAUCAGGUUCCCGUUUGGUAUCUGUGGCUGCCUGCUUUUAUCUCCAGUGGCCCAAGACUGCACUUUCCCCCCUUUCGAGCUAGGGUCUGAGAGAGAGUGGACAGGUCGUUUUCGUUCUGAUUGCUCUGCUUAUGUCCCCAAGAGAGCUUGGAGUCUGUGUGUUUGUCUCUUCACAGUGUUGGGAAAGGCAGUGAUACAGAUACAGCGUGUAUUUUUGUGUGUGGUCGUCCAAGUGGGAGACAGGCACCUUAAUAUUAAAUGGCCAGAAACGGAUUUAGUCCCUUUGUUAAUUUUUCUUUUGUUGCUUCUGUCUUCCCGUUUUAUUUCAUGGAGUAUUUAAUUAUCAACCUAAAUUUCCUCUUCUCACCGUUCACCUUCCCUAAAAUCCCUCCAAAAUCAGUGAACUGCAAGCAGGGAAACUAACAAAUAAUGUCCAUCCACCUUUUUUUAUGUGUGGUGUGUUUUUUUUAUGUUGUCGUUUUUUUGUUUGUUUGUUUUCUUUUUUUAACUAAGCUUGAACCAAAGUCAAUUUUUAGCAAGCUGCUGUACUAAUGGACUAGUUUAUAACGUGCAUUUCAGACACAUUGAGGAGAUAGAUGCUACUGACAAUUUCUUUUUUCAUUUGUCUUUAUUUUAUAUAAAAGUUGCUGCUUGUUUUAAUCUUUUAUGUUGGUUAAUUGUAAUAUCCUCUGGGCAGACAUUAACUUGAUUUUAACUAGUGUAUUUAGUUCGGUGUGUAAAUAGAAUGGCAGUGUCGGUUACUAAUUUUUCUCCUCUCCAUCUUCUCUGAUGUUGUUCAGUUUCAUCUUGUAUCCCAACUUGACAUCUCUAACUUUAGUCUGUGCAAAUGGUUUUAGGGCUGUCACUAAUAGUAGCUGCCCAUUAUAAUGAGUCCCUCCCCUGGGAGUGGUAAGUUAGGAGGAAGGAUUCAGGGAGGGAAAUGCUGAUACCCACCGUCCCAGAUUAGAGGUUAUAGCAUUAAUUUCCCAAAACUGCUGCCAAAGGAAGUGUGGAGUCCUAAGAGACUCAAACCCAGUGGAUUAAAAGGAAGGGCAAAGAAAGGCUGUGCUUGUGUGUGUGUUUUCCUGUGUGGUUCAAAAGAUGCUCCCGCUCCUAAACAAGGUUCACCAACGGACUUUAAUGUUUUAAAGAUACUAAGCUUUAAAUAUCAGGACGAUGGGCUUCUAUUCUCUGCCCUGUCUGUGUUCUCUAGUCAGCCUGGGAUAAGGGGAUUCUGCCUUUUCGCGUGUGUGUGGAUCACUUCAUGAGGAUAAACCUUAAACCAGCAUAAAAAUCCGUGCUUAAAAGAAAGAAAUCCUUAGACAAAGGUAACAUUUAAAAAUUUUCUCGUUCUUUUCUUAUUUAAAGACAAGUUGUAAAACAAAAGGUACAUUUGUACAUGUACACAGGAAACACUAAAACAGUUUGUUGAUAGGUAUUUAGCUUAAAAUCACUCCCCACCACCAUCCCUAGACAUUUUGCUGAUCAUAUGGCUUCAUGACUCAACCUUGAGUCCUUUUUGACUUUAUAUUAUAGUUAUCAUCUCAAGAAAUGCUUUUUGAAUUGAGUGAAUCUCCUAAGCUAAGGUACUCAGACUUGACUUUGAACCACCUUAUAUGGGAAAGUCUGGAAAUUAAGGGGGCCAUUUGACCAAAAAGAGGUGUUUGGUAGUUUCUGCAUUUCUAAGCGGUUGGGCCAGAUCGGUCAUCAGAACUCAUUGUACAUUCUUCUUCUCCCCUUCCCCCCCCCCCCCCCCCCGCCUCCAUGUUUAUGCAGAUUUUAUUUCCUCCCUGAAUUUGGUGAAUACAUACUAAACCAAAGACUAAUUCUGAAUGCAUUUAUAGUGAUACUAUAUUUCUGUAUUUGCCCAUGGUAAUGGGCCCUCCCCAGGGAGUGGUGAAUGUAAUUGAAUCCUGCUUAUCACAAGCAGUGCAAUUUGGUCAUGAACUUUAUUUAUACCCUGUGUGAAUCUGAAGGACAGAGCAGAAAGACCUAGAAAAGGGCUUCUUAUUGGAACAAUAUUAUUGUUCCUGAUUUAAGAAAUAAGUUGAGUGCUAUAUAUUAGUUUAAAUGUUUCUGAAUUAUAUAAGCAGCUUUUUAGAAUUAAAAAAAUGUUCACCUCUAUUACCUGACACAAUACACGCUUCCUUUUAUUUAUCUGAUAAGAAAGACCAAUACCAUCCCAAUUCACUCAACUUAUUACUCAAGCAACGGAACCAAAGGAAUCCAACUUUCAUUUUGUGUAGGACCAUACCUAUUUGUACUUCAUGGUAGCAUUAUUAGAAGUUAACGAUCCUUUUUUUUUUUUUUUAAGGGAAAAUAAGGUUAAUUAAAAGACUUUUUGUGAGAUGAUCAUGCUGUUUUGUUCUACAUAAUUCAUUCAUUGUUGGGGGAAAAAAAAAAGCACAAUUAUACCUCUUUUUUAUGUUAUUUUGCCCUGUUAUCCCUCAUGUAUUUGGGAAGAUGGGGGAAUCUUGUCUGUAUUAUCCAGAAGCACAGAUAUUUUCUUGACACAAGAUUUAAGGUCAGCCCAAUCUUUAACAUUAACUUUUCUCUUUAAAUUGCUGGGAAGGCUGGAUACAUUUGCAUAUAUAGGAAAUCAUAUUUGUAGAUAUUUGAAGCUCCAAACCCUGAUAGUAAACAUUGCAGUCAGUGUAUAUAAUAAACGUACAGAAGAAACUCUUUGUAGUUCAUAGUCUACAGUUGUUCCCAACCCACGUCAUCCUCCCCAAACUUUCUUCACCGAGAAAAAAGUAAACCCGUUGAGAUAGGAAGAAAAGGGAGAAGGGCCAGCCGGGAGACGUCCGCGUGCACCGAGCCCCAGGGCUGGUGGGUAGCGCUGGUGGGGAGCUGGUGGGGAGCUGGUGGGGAGUGGCGCCUGCCCAGACCUCCUGCUGGCAGUAUCCGCCGGGUCAGACCCCCUAGGGGCACCCCAGAGGUCAGUCUACGGUUUGAUAACCUUCAGUUGAAGAAGAGCCUCAACAACUCAUGAUGAGGUGUUGGCCAAAUUCUUUUCCAUGGAUUCAGCAUCUAAAAUUGAUGAAUUUAAAGUUCAUUCUCCAAACCAUGUGCAUUGCAGCUGAAAAUAUUAAAAGACCAUCCAUGCUACCAAGAAAAUGGCUCUCAAGACCUGAAAUUUAAAGUUACUCAAAUGGGCAACAGUUGACGGAUUCAUUUGAUCAUAACCACUGAUGAGUUCAUUUUGUAUGUGCGUAUAAAAAGCAUUUAAUGUAUGACACUGUUCAUCUAAUGAUGGCCCUGGCCAUUUUGAAGUCAUUUUCAGUCUUAAAACAUUUUGAAGAUGACACUUUAAGAUGGUAAAUCUUUCUUAGCAUUUACCUUCAUUUUUGAGAAGGAAAAAGAAUCUUUGCCAUUCUUUUAAGAAAAAUAACUAAGAUCCGCUAUUAGGCAGGUUGGCAUAAUGGCGCACACAGUAUAAAUAAAUGUGAGCUUGAACAGGAGCAGGAUAAAUAAACCGCUUUUAUCAUUAAAAGCUGAUACCAGCCCUGUUCUGCCUCACUCUUUCGUUAAUCCAAAGAGAUUAAAUGGGACACCCCGGAGAUUUCCAGUAAGAUAAUUUGAGAGGAUUUCAUCAGGAAGGCAAGGAAUGUGGUGUUUCUCAGAUUUGUCCAGUUUAUACCCAGAUUUCCAUAUGGUUUGUGAGCUGUUGCUUUCUUCUAAUUGUCCUCAUUCGUGAAGCACUUGGGUCCUUGUUUUGGCUCUUCUUUUCUCCGCCUUUUCUAAUAGCAGUAAUUGAGUGAAUCCUACUUUGAUUCUGUGAUCUGGAGCUCCUUUCAGCCCCCUCCUCCUCUUCCUUUUCUUUUUGAAUGGCGAUACCUUAAUCUGUGAGGGUAACGCUGGUGGGUAACAGCUAGCUUCUGGCACCUUCAUAAAAUACCUCAGCGUAGCUUAGCAUUGUUACAGACCUGGUUUUAAUCUAAAAACCAAAAAAAGAAAAAAGAAAAAAACCUUUAUAAAUAGUGGAAAUAAUUCUAGCUGUAGCAUUUAGUUGAACUGAUGUUUAUUACGGUUGAUAAACAUGAUUGAUGCUGUAUGUAUUUGGGAUCCUGUUUAUAGGUUACAAUUUAUAGGGUUAGGGAGGGUUGGGGUGGGGAGAGGAGAAAUUGAUUAUGUUAGAAGGAAAAUGUUGCUCAUGUGUGUUUGUUUUUCCUCGUAUCUGUCUUGCCAAAGGAAACUUGAUUAUCUCUGCAGUGGGUUUGGGACUCGUCGGCCUCUCCGUGGUUUGACCUGCACUGCAGCGUGUGGGUUACACAUGGGCGGUGCUUUAGCUUCAGGGUCCCCUAAGGCAUGUGUGCCCCUUCCCGUGGCCACCCUUGCCCCCAGACCCUGCCAGUCCCUCCUAAGGAUUCAUUACCUCUCUGUGUGGCAAGAGCUUGGGCGAAGGACGCGUGUGUGGACAUCCAUCUGGGUGUGUGGUUGAGAAACGGAGGCCGAAGCAGGCAUGCGCCAUUUCGUUCGGAAAGGACAGACAAGUGCUGCAUCCUCAACUAGGAAAACUAAAGUGGAACAGGUUCUUUUCGUCACCCUCUGUCAUGUUGGCAACAUUGCAAAGCCCUCCUUCCUUUUCUCAUGCCAAGGCUAAUUCCGUCUAGACCAAAAAUUCGAACAGAAGCAAAACCGACCCGAGCAGUUGAAAGCCAGCCUGCUUGCCUCACGCGUGUGAUGAGGCGUGGCCUCUGGGGACUGGCAGGUUGGUGAGACUGAGGUGAGGGGUGUUCCUGGUGGGAAUGUGGAUGAGAAAUGCUGGCUUGGGAAAUACCAAAGCACCCUUCUGCCCGUACUCUGGGACAGACUGCCGUGGCUCUCCACGUUCGGGUAUGGACUCUGCCUCCAGAAAGGUUAUUUUUAAAUAAACCAUCCGUCUCACCGAACCCGAGUGGGAUUUGGUUUAGGUACCAAAGACACUGCUAUGUCAUUGUUGAGUCUUACGUUUUCAAAACAGGCAGAAUAGGAGUGAAAGGCUGAGAUUUGGAAAGGCUGUACCUAUGUCUCUUUCCUUUUCCUCUCCCCUCUUUUCUCCCCUCCCUUACCCACAUUUUGAAGGAAGUCUUGGUUGUCCUGGCUUCGGAAAAGAGAUGAAUUUUGUUUCGCUCUGCUGGCUCUGUAAAGACGGGUAGAGUUGCUCAGUGUAGCAGUGAUGUUCUUAGAAUUGCUGGCCAAUCGGGGGGCGGGGGGGGGCGGCGUAAAAUAUGGGGGUAGAGGGGUUUUUUUUUCUUUAUUUCCCUUUAUCUAACACUUAUAAAUAGAACCAGUACAGCCUGUUUGAGUUCAGAUGAUCCCUAGAUGUGCUAUCUCUGUUCUGUCACUUAAAAAGGAUAAGCAUUUUCAAGAGUAGGAUUACAUGGAAAACCAAAACUCCUUUAUCCUCCCAGGGAGCUGUAUUGUUCCAGAACGGUUUUAUACAUGGGUUCUAGGGAGUUGAGAAGUUCAUUGUCUUGGUGUAUUACUGAUGGGACACAGAAAGGGAGAGAGGGAAAAGACAUUUAUUACUCUCUUAAUAUUCCGUCAAAAAUUGAUCAGGUUGCAGAACUUCAUGAAAGCUUUAUUAAUAAUCUGUUCUGACAUUAUAUAAAAGUGGUAUUAAUAUUGUGUGACCUUUCAAAGCGCUAAAUAGGUUUGUAAGUAGGUGAUAGGGAUAUUGAAGAUAAGAGCACUUGAAGCAGAAGUUAUGGGAAACAAGGUGUGCGUGAUGGAACACCACUUUGAGCACGGGUCGCGGAGGGCAGGCGCGGUGUCUGGUUCUUUCUGUGUCGCUGCAUCUGCCCCCUCUCGGCACGGGGCUCCAGCCCCCCCCCCCCCCCCCCGGCACCACCUUCUAGUUCAGACCCAGGACACUGUCAAAAAGGUCAGACCCCGAAAGUUAAUUUACUGUAAAAAAAACAUUGAGGUCUGCUGCAAAGUUCCCCCGCGUUUUCUUUGUUUACUUGUUCAUCCUUGUUUUAAGUCAGCCCCAACCUUACAAAAGCAGCUUUUAAGGCUUCUUUCAUAACCUGGCAGCAGCAUUGAGUUCUCUAACGUUAUAUCCCAAAGUCUGCAGGCAGACAGCCGGAUACAGUGCCGUGUGAAAAAUGAGACCUCCAAACGCUUCUUUAAAAUUAGAAUCUCCUGCCAAUGAAACCGUGAAAAAGGACAGAGCCCCGUGGAGGGAAGGCCGUGCCCCCCCCCCACCCCGGCCCCGGCCCCCGGCCCCCUCCCGCCGUCCGUGAGUCUGACAACGCAGCAGGAAAGGAGAUGUACUUUCAGAGGCUGAAACGGAGGGGGUUCUGUCAGGAAAGGCCGUAGCUGUAGGCGUGUGGGGAUGCCACGUCUGUGGCGCUCGCCCUGCCCAGGUCUGCAGAAGGCACGGAACUUUUCUAAGAAUCGAGUGGACCGAUGCCAGCCCGGGUGUGUUUAAAACUGCAAAUGUUGGGGGCGGGCGGGGGGAGCGGAAGACUUUGCAGGCGUGUCACAGCGUUGGGCUCUCUGUGGCAUCGGUGGUGUGCCCCCCCCCCCCCCGGAGACGGAGGGAGAGGCAGACGGACUUCUCCCAGCUUCUCCCGUCUGCCUGAGCGCAUUAUUCAGUCCCGGGAGGGAGGCCUCCCGCGUUAGCCGCAGCAGACCACAGGUCGAGUUCCUCCCUCUAUGGUAAUAGCAAAGGCUGGGUGAGUAAGGGUGGCGCUUCCGCCCACCCCAAGUCCAGGACUGUCGUAUACCUCAUUUCUAACUCGUGAUUGAGUAACUUGCUGUAGCUUUCUCAACCCUCCAGAGUUGCCAAGUCCGCCCCCCCUCCUCUAAGUAACGUUGAACUCUGGCCUAUAGCACCACAGGACCUGCAGCCUAGGGUGGGACCUCCUAAAGCCUCUGAAUGUCGCUGCUGAAAAGCUACUGCAAACCGAGGGCAAAUUGCAAUCUUCUGUUUCUUUUCGUUGCAAGGGGGUCUUCGCAGGUCUCUCAACAUCCGCUCUCCCUGCCACCCUGUCUCCGGGGGCUGGCCAGCUCUCCCCGCCCCCGCCUGCUGGGGUGGGAGCGUCCUGUCCCCCUCUGCGGCCUCAGGGUUCUGCUCAUUUUCAGGACUUUGGGUGGAAGGGAAAAAGACACCAAAGGCUCCUUUAAGCUGACUGCUGCAUACACAUUUCACUUUUUUUCCUUUGUCAUGACCAAAAAAAUAAUAAUAAUAAAUCCAAAUAUUUAAGUUUUUAUUAUUAUUAAUAUUAUUAUUAUUUGACAAUCUUGUAUCCGACGGGCUCUUUAGAAGCUGCAUCCCCAGCCCUUUCACCUUUUCUUUGAAUGUAGUUCCCAGCCUUCAAUUCCCACCCCCAGUGUUGAAAGAAAGCUUUGCCAGGUCUUACUACUGCUGCUAUAAGCCAGGGGAGGGUGGUUUCUUUGUUUUGUUUUGUUUUGUUUUUUAAAUUUCCAGCCAAAACCAAAGAUUCCUUAAUGAUUGUAUAAACUCAAAACAAACAAAAAAACCAAAGAAAAGAGAAGUCUUCAGCAUCAAUCCAGUCUGUGGCGUCCUGGCAUUUAGAGGAGUGAGGCUAGGGGUGGGGUUGGGGGGCUGUGACCCACAGGAAGGGCAGGCGGGGGUGGGGGGGGGCGUCUGUUUUCCAUGUGCUCGGGUUUGCAGAGGUGCGUCCUCGGUAGUUUUGCUCUGGCCAACCUGUGAAUGUGCCGUGGAACAAACUGGCAUUUCAGAUUUUCCAAAACAAUAAAAAAGCCGCCAUCGUCGUGAUGAGCCACCCCCCCAGCAACCACGGUCACCACAGGGGCUUUUAGCACGGGGGAGCUGGGAGGCCAAGGCCUGCUGCCGGGCCGCCGGACCCACAGAGUGGGGGGACGUUGAAGACACUGGUGCAGGACUGGCUGCUCUGCUGGGUGCUUGGACCUCUGGGGUCAUGACAGUGAGUACACGCCAAGGUGCCCUUCUAAGCCUUUUCUUCUCUCCUUUACUGGAACUGCUUGGAAGUGGCUCUGCCCUGUUUGUGAGAAAACGUGCAGAAUGAUUAUCGAGCUUUUCGUUUCUCCUUACCGUAGUUGGUUUCCUUUCUGCAGCACCACUGUGCAACUAUGCAUUGUAUUUCACAACCUUUGUGCUAGGUAGAUGCCUGUGACUUUUUAACACAGGGGUGGGGGUGGGGGGGCUUGCAAAUGAAGGAACUUUUUACAUGGAUCUUUUUAAUCUCAGUUGAUUGGGGGCGGGGCGGGUAUUUGGUUCUAGGGUCAUACAAGCUCUAUCCCAAAGCAAAAUCCAAAUGUUAAUAAUAUUAGCCUGAUGCAGAUACCAAAGAUGAUUUCUUUCCUGCAGAACCUUAGACUUGUGUAUUAAGUACGAUUACCCAGCACUUGCAUUAGUGUAACCUCAGUAAUUCCAAAGCUUAGAUGUAUAUUUUGGUAUAUUUCUGGGAUAUUAAAAAAAAAAAAUGUCGUUUAACUUCUUGUUUGUUUCAGUGUAAUGCUCUUAAAGUCAUAGCAUGAAAAUAACUGAACUGUCCUAUUCUUAGUAGUUUGAAAUAAUAGUAUUUUUGUAUGUUUUGGGCGUGUCUAUGUAUGUAUUAACAUAACAGUUUUCACUGCCUAGGUGUUCAUAAUAAAAAAGAAAAUGAAAAAGUUCUGAGUGUACAUAAUAUUCAGUAAUAAACUUCUACCGGGUUCAAUUUGGAUUGCAUAUUUGCUGAUUACCGUUCCCGACAGGGAUUUUGUUUUGUUUUAAGCAGACCGUGAUCGUGUUUUCCUAAAGAUGCUUUGGUUUUUUUUUUUUUUCUCUCUCUGUCUUUAAAUAUCUUAACUCCCCCCCACCACCACCACCACCACCUUUCUCUUUUAUUCCUUUGACUUUUUUUUUCUUUCUUUCUUUCUUUUUUUUUUUUUUUUUUUUUUUUUUUUAAUAUUGAUUCAGGGGUGUUUUUCCACUGUUGUCGAGGGAGGGUCAUAAGGGGUAUUGGCCCCUUGGCCUCCCAAAACUUUUGUUUUAUGUACUUAAGUUUAAAAUGUGAGUUUGAGUUCUCUUUUGUGGAAACUUAUGAUGUGGUGUAAAUGAUUCUUUCCAAAAUUGUCCAGCAGCUUUAAUGAGGCAGUGACAAUUUCUAAGUAGUUGAUUGGGAGUCCUUUUACAUUUCUCCUUAGGUAACUUUGCAAUCUGGGUGGCUCUUGUAUAGCCUCACUGCCCCAGAGUGCCUGGUUAGCCAUUUCCCCUCGGAUAGGAAUGUUUUGUAAGAAUCUGCUGAUAACCUGGAUUUCGGGGGCCCUUGUUAUCCGGGUCCCUGGGAAACACACGUUUUCUGGAUUUUGAAAACCCAAAACGCAAGCAACUUCACAUUUUGGGGAACUAGCUGAUGUGCCUCCCGAGGCCUGAGGAGGUGGUGGGGAAUAUGAGCGGUGCUGUCUCUUUAAAAGUGCCCUUUAUAUGAUUCCCCCUCCUGGGGCCUCCCACCGGGGCUGUAGGCUUGGGAGAGAUUGCGUAGGUGACAGUGAAUCAGAAUGAAAUGGUAGGUUUUGUGUAGAUGCAUUUGUCUGCUGUAAUUUUUAUAUAUAUAUUAAACUUACUGUAACUGUACAGUUCGUUUCUGUUGUAAAACAUCAUUAAACCAUUUUCCAAGUGUU
Molecule: messenger RNA, 13713 nt
Organism: Acinonyx jubatus (cheetah)
Lineage: Eukaryota; Metazoa; Chordata; Mammalia; Carnivora; Felidae
Gene: POU2F1
Product: POU class 2 homeobox 1
Exons: 16
Coding region: 33-2336 (767 amino acids)
Biological process (GO): regulation of transcription by RNA polymerase II
Cellular component (GO): nucleus
Molecular function (GO): RNA polymerase II cis-regulatory region sequence-specific DNA binding; DNA-binding transcription factor activity, RNA polymerase II-specific
Source: RefSeq, a predicted model, not a curated record